Messenger RNA from Opisthorchis viverrini, 363 nucleotides. RefSeq lists its product as hypothetical. The transcript is spliced from 2 exons. The coding region runs from base 1 to 363 and encodes 120 amino acids. NCBI's taxonomy places the organism in Eukaryota, Metazoa, Platyhelminthes, Trematoda, Opisthorchiida, Opisthorchiidae. The record is from RefSeq and is a predicted model, not a curated record.
AUGCUGUAUCUUCAAAAAGGUGAUUUGGACGCUGGUGGUUCACCAAUUUCUAGCUUAGGGGCGCAUCGUCCGGAUCACACACGUGUGGCGCAUCACAAUGACCAACUCUCAUUAGCUGGUCACUAUUUCACUAAAGUACACACACUUCAGGUGACCUCUGUCUUAGACAACACAAACCUGAGUCUAGACGCUGGGGUGAGACCAAAAUAUCCCCGUGUACUUCAACGGGUUAGAGGCACAGGGUCCACCUUUGCCUGUCUUCCGAACGGCCGAAGCGCAGUUGAACUUAGUCAACCCCUGGUGUGGAAUGAAGCGCAAUCUGAUUGGCUGCAACGUCACGAGCAAAUGGCACGAUUCCAAUGA